AAACUUCUGUGCAUAUGCAAUGAAUGAAGUACAGUUUGUUCUGCAUCUCUUUGUUUGUUUCCAUCACUCCUUCACCCUGUGCCAUUAAAAUACCUCUACUAAAGCCACCUUCUAAUAAUCACUCCCUCCUCAAAUUCCAUUUGGUGAUUGCACCCCUGGCGCCAGCUCUGAAAAGGAAAGGAGUGGGGGGGUUAGACUGAGGGAGCAGUAGGCAGGCACACACUCAUACAUCCAACUAAGGGGGGUGAUAGAGAGAGAGAGAGAGAGAGCAGGGAGAGAGAGAGUGCUGUGCUCCAGACAGGCAGCAGCUCCUGGUAGUUGGCAGCAUUGAGCUGCAUUCCCAGUAGAACACACAACUCGGGCUCUCUCCAUCAAGAUGAUGAUGAUGCUCCAGGCAGCCUUGUUCUGUGUCUAUGCAGCAUCCUGCGUCCAGCUUCUGUCUGCAUCUGCUGCCGCAACGGGCAGGUCUGAGAGAGGCAAUUUCCUGGAUGAUAAACAAUGGCUAACCACUAUAUCCCAGUAUGACAAGGAUGCCGGCCACUGGAACCGAUUCCGAGACGAUGACUACUUCCGUACUUGGAGCCCCAGUAGAUCAUUUGAUCAAGCAUUGGAUCCAGCUAAAGACCCAUGUUUAAAAAUGAAAUGCAGUCACCAUAAAGUCUGUAUUGCCCAAAAUCAAGAAAAAGCUAUAUGCAUUAGUCAAAGAAGACUAACACACAGAAUAAAGGAAGCAGGACUAAGCCAUAAAUAUUGGAAAAAUGCUCCUGAUUCAUCUAGUUGCAAGCAAUGUCCAGUCAUAUAUACAAAUCCAGUGUGCGGAUCUGAUGGUCAUUCAUAUUCUUCACAGUGUAAACUUGAAUAUCAAGCAUGCAACUCAGGCAAACAAAUUUCAGUGAAGUGUAAAGGACAAUGCCCCUGUUCUUCAAACAAACUGAGAACUGCAAACAAAAGUAAUAAAAGAGUCUGCACUGAUCAGGAGUUCAGAGAUUUUGCCAACCGGCUGAGGGAUUGGUUUAAGGCACUCCAUGAAAGUGAAUAUCAAAAUGAGAAGACUAAAGCUGUGCCAAGCCAAGAAAGAAGCAGGUUUGAUACAAGUAUUCUGCCUAUUUGCCGAGACUCUCUUGGGUGGAUGUUUAAUAAACUUGAUAAAAACUCCGACUUGCUGCUGGAUCAGUAUGAGCUCGGAAGCAUUUAUAUUGACAAGAAUGAGCAAUGUACCAAGGCCUUCUUUAAUACAUGUGACACGUACAAGGAUAGCUUGAUAUCUAACAAUGAGUGGUGCUAUUGUUUUCAAAGGCAGCAAGAUCCUCCUUGUCAGACAGAAUUAAGUAACCUUCAAAAACAGACACCAGGAAAGAAGCUUCUUGGGUACUACAUACCAGCAUGUGAUGAAGAUGGAUAUUACAAGCCAGCUCAGUGUCAUAGCAGCGUGGGCCAGUGUUGGUGUGUUGAUAGAUAUGGAAAUGAAGUAAAAGGAUCCCGAAAAAGUGGACCUGCAGAAUGUGGUGGUGAUUCUGAGACAUCAGGAGAUUUUGGCAGUGGAGAUUUUCAUGAAUGGUCAGAUGAUGAAGACGAAGAAGGUGAAAUGAUGAAUGAUGAAGAUGAAAUUGAAGAAGACGACGAUGAUGAGGAUGAAGGUGGUGAUGAUGAUGAAGAAGAUGAAGAUGGAUAUAUUUGACAUAGCACAAUGCAAAAUAAUUCUAUUUUUCAUGUCUUCAAAAAGGCAUCACUUAGGAAACAUCUUUGCUCACUUCACCACCAAGAUAAAAAGGAUUUAAAAACAUGUAUAUUUUGUAUGAUCAUAUCAAGUUUUAAGGCCGGAGUCAUAGACAUUUGUUUAAGAGUUCAUUUAUGUGCUUUUAAGCUUUUCUAUGCUUUUAAUGAUAAUAUGUUUUCCAAGAAAACAUAUUGGAAGUAUAACCUGAAGGAAUACAUACAAUACUUUUGUGAAGAUAAUCAUUUAUAAAGAUUAAAAUGUUCUGAAGGAUUUGGGAUAUUAUUUGGACAUAUGUAAGGCUCCCAUAUGGAAAAAAAACUGAAUAAAAGUAAGAGCUUUGUUAAAAAGCACAUAAGGACAACUUAAUUUUCCUUUUCUUACUCUACAGUUGUAAUUUGGUUAAUAUUAUCCUUACCUUGGAUAAUAUUUGUCAUUCAGCUAUUUUGAGUCCCAGCACCCCAUAACUAUAAACCAGUGGGGUUAGUUGCACCCUGAUAAUAGUGGCCAUUGUGAGGAUCAUAAAGUUUAUCAAACCACAGUUAGCGUGAGAAAAAUGUCCAUGCCAGGUUUAUGAGCAUUGAGUUCCUGGCUCUGGUGGCCACCAAUGGGUUGAUAUACUAGUGAGAAAUCCUGAUUAUAAAAGUUGUACGCAUUUUAUGUUUACAUUUUUUUAUAAUGGCAGUUCAAAAAUAUGAUAAAUGCUGAUUCAGUAGUUCUUCAGAUUAUGCAGAAUGUAUUUGUUUUGUAUGCUUAUAGAUUUGUUGUCCUUUUACACUACCAUCCUUUAUUAAGUUUUAUUUUAAACGCAAUUUGUAUGACUUUUGUUGUUUAAUCCAAAAGCAUGAUAUAUAUGUAAUAGAUAACACAAUUUCUGCAAAAGAGUGAUUGUAUUAACAGAUAUCCAGCAUCAUGUACUUGUCUGAAAUCCUAUUAAAAGCAAGGAGUUAAUCUAGAUAGUUAAGCAGCGGAAAGAAUAAUAUGGAGAAAAUGUAUAAUAAUCAGUUAGUAUAAGCAUUUUUGCUCUAAUAUUGACCAUAUUCAUAAAGAAAAAA
This is a messenger RNA of Pelobates fuscus (common spadefoot toad), 2769 nucleotides long. RefSeq names its product SPARC (osteonectin), cwcv and kazal like domains proteoglycan 3 (gene SPOCK3). The transcript is spliced from 11 exons. NCBI's taxonomy places the organism in Eukaryota, Metazoa, Chordata, Amphibia, Anura, Pelobatidae. Gene Ontology annotation, molecular function: calcium ion binding; extracellular matrix binding; protein binding. Gene Ontology annotation, biological process: anatomical structure development. The record is from RefSeq and is a predicted model, not a curated record. The coding region runs from base 377 to 1678 and encodes 433 amino acids.